AUGGCCCAUCGCAAGGUCGAUAAACGGUUGCUUUUGUGGUACUCCUUUGUAUACCUUAUUAUGCGCAUCCAUGUUAGCAACAUCACCAAUGCGGCCAUCAUCAACCUUGAACAAGGCACCGGCAUCCGGAAACAGCUCGGGAAUCUGUCUAGCUCGCAAUGGGCCUGGGCGUUAAGCAUCUUUUAUUACCCUUACAUGUUCUUUGAGCCGCUCGCCACGCUUGCCCUGAAGAGAUUCUCUCCCUCCGUUUGGAUGAGUAGGAUUAUGAUCACCUGGGGAAUCAUCUCCAUGUGCCAAGGCGCAACCCAGAGUUAUGCUGGCAUUCUUGCCUGCCGGUUCUUCCUCGGGCUCGCUGAAGCAGGCUUCUACCCGGGUGUUCUGUACCAUCUCAGCUUCUGCAGCAUAUGCUAUUUCAUUUAUGAAUGGCGUCGGGGGCCUCGCUGGCUGGAGAUGGACCCUGGGACUGUCAAAUUUCUCACAGAACCCGAAAGAGAGAUCAUCAUAGCUGAUCUCCCAGAGCAAGCACCGACAAUGAAUGCCAAGACUGUCAACUUUCAGCAAGUUAAGGAGCUUUUCCGCAACCCCACGUUCAUCCCAUUUCUGAUGAUCUGGAUAACACACGGCAUUGGCGGUUGGGGCAUUUCCUUCGUUUUGCCGACAGUCAUCUAUGAGCUGGGCAUCUCCAACACAGCAAUCUCUCAAGUGAUGACAAUGCCUCCUUUCACCCUCGUCUUCGUUAUUCUUCUGUCACUCGCAUUCCUCGUCCAUACUCGGCGACUGAGCCCGUGGGUUGCUGGUUUGGGCCUGGAGGCUGCCCAGAUUGUCUGUUACGUGCUGCUUAUUGCGGUGAAGAACUCGGUUGCGAAAGCUGCCAAGGGAACAACAAGCGCUGGCCUCGCCAUUGGCAUCACCAAUGCCUCAUGCCAACUCAUGGGAAUUGUAGGCCCCCAAAUAUAUCAACCAAAGUUCGGACCGACGUACCGUGUGAGCUACUCUUGCUCUAUUGGAUUGCUGUGCGGCACCCUCCUGGCCAUCUCCAUCGCUUGGAUUUUUGUUGCUCGGCAGGAUCGUGAUGACAACCUUCAGACGAGCGCCAAGAUAUUGCUGUUCGGUGGAGCCAAAGGUAGUCUUAAGUGCGUUGGCUCACGCAAGCUCUUUACGAAAGUGUUCAAGCAACACUCAGCCAGUCCAGCUGAGCACUAG
Molecule: messenger RNA, 1203 nt
Organism: Colletotrichum graminicola M1.001
Lineage: Eukaryota; Fungi; Ascomycota; Sordariomycetes; Glomerellales; Glomerellaceae
Product: high-affinity nicotinic acid transporter
Exons: 10
Coding region: 1-1203 (400 amino acids)
Cellular component (GO): membrane
Molecular function (GO): transmembrane transporter activity
Source: RefSeq, a predicted model, not a curated record